GUCACUGUCAUCAUAACAUUUGUCAAUUUUCAAUUUUCACGUUUGACGAUUGACGAAAAUAAUUCGAAAAUUUUUAGGUCUUUAAAACAAUUUCUGUAAGAAUCAAAACUAGACAAGAACAAAAAUGAGUACGAUUUUAGAAAAGAUUGCGGCAAUUGAGUCCGAAAUGGCCAGGACCCAGAAAAACAAAGCUACAGCAUUGCAUUUGGGUGUUCUUAAAGCUAGAUUAGCUAAAUUAAGAAGAGAACUAAUUACCCCAAAAGGUGGCGGCGGGGGAACCGGCGAAGGUUUCGAUGUUGCUAAGACUGGUGAUGCUAGAGUGGGUUUCGUUGGGUUUCCUUCAGUUGGUAAAUCAACGUUGUUAAGCAAUUUAGCUGGCGUUUAUUCUGAAGUAGCUGCAUAUGAGUUUACAACACUUACGACUGUUCCGGGAUGUAUCAAAUACAAAGGUGCUAAAAUACAGUUACUUGAUCUACCAGGAAUUAUAGAAGGUGCAAAAGAUGGCAAAGGUAGAGGUCGACAAGUAAUCGCAGUAGCAAGAACUUGCAGUCUUAUUUUCUUAUGUUUAGACGUCUUGAAGCCUUUAGUUCACAAAAAAUUAAUUGAACAUGAAUUGGAAGGUUUUGGUCUUCGGUUAAAUAAACAACCUCCAAAUAUAUAUUUCAAAAAGAAAGAUAAAGGUGGAAUUAACUUAAAUUGCAUGGUACAACAAUCUGAAUUAGAUGCAGAUACUGUAAAAACUAUUCUUUCUGAAUAUAAAAUUCACAAUGCUGAUGUUACUUUGAAGUAUGAUGCUACGAGUGAUGAUUUAAUUGAUGUAAUAGAAGGAAAUAGAAUUUAUGUACCGUGUAUUUAUAUUUUAAAUAAAAUAGAUCAAAUUAGUAUUGAAGAAUUAGAUGUAAUAUAUAAAAUACCUCAUUGUGUACCUAUAUCUGCCCAUCAUCGAUGGAACUUUGAUGAUUUAUUAGAAAAAAUGUGGGAAUAUCUAAAACUAGUACGAAUAUAUACAAAGCCUAAAGGACAAUUGCCAGAUUACAAUUCACCAAUUGUAUUGCACUCUGAUCAUACAUCUGUUGAGGAUUUCUGUAAUAAGCUACACAGGAGUAUUGCAAAAGAAUUUAAAUAUGCUUUGGUGUGGGGAUCAUCUGUCAAACAUCAGCCACAAAAAGUCGGUCUGGAUCAUAUUUUAUCGGAUGAAGAUGUUGUUCAAAUUGUUAAGAAAGUUUGAUUUUUGUUACAUUAAUGAAUAAGUGUACUCAUCCUCUAUUUGUGUAGGAACUAAAUUAUUAUAAGCAAUAAAACUAUUUUUUAACAUCACUAAUAGUUUAUUGCUUGGAAGCUUUUUAUAUAAUGAGAUCUAUUAUUAAACAAAAAUU
Messenger RNA from Sitophilus oryzae (rice weevil), 1376 nucleotides. RefSeq names its product GTP-binding protein 128up (gene 128up). Gene Ontology annotation, biological process: cytoplasmic translation. The transcript is spliced from 8 exons. Gene Ontology annotation, cellular component: cytoplasm. Bases 125 to 1228 code for a protein of 367 amino acids. Gene Ontology annotation, molecular function: GTPase activity; GTP binding. The record is from RefSeq and is a predicted model, not a curated record. NCBI's taxonomy places the organism in Eukaryota, Metazoa, Arthropoda, Insecta, Coleoptera, Curculionidae.